Molecule: messenger RNA, 1595 nt
Organism: Cyprinodon variegatus (sheepshead minnow)
Lineage: Eukaryota; Metazoa; Chordata; Actinopteri; Cyprinodontiformes; Cyprinodontidae
Gene: adad2
Product: adenosine deaminase domain-containing protein 2-like
Exons: 11
Coding region: 1-1548 (515 amino acids)
Biological process (GO): RNA processing; adenosine to inosine editing
Cellular component (GO): nucleolus; cytoplasm
Molecular function (GO): tRNA-specific adenosine deaminase activity; double-stranded RNA adenosine deaminase activity; double-stranded RNA binding
Source: RefSeq, a predicted model, not a curated record
AUGCGAAGGCUUUCUCCCGAGGUUCAGGGAGCCAUGACCUUCAGGUCUCUGAAAACUGACCUUAACCCAGAUUUGCAUCAUCAUCCGGAAGUCGACCUGUCAGGGAAGGCAGCGUAUUAUGAGAGCAUGAUUGGACUGAGAGAUGGUGCACUUGCUGCUGCAGACUCUGACCACACACAGGAAGCUUUACUCUGUGGAGUUGGUGACGGAUCAAAGAGGACAUCAUCCAUCCCUAUUGGAAAAGACGUAUUUGAUUCUGAUGAGGAGGAUAAAGACUUUGAUGAAGCAGCUGUCCAUCCACCCCGUGGUUUGUCACACAGUGGAAAAGUAUCCUCAGAUGAAGAGUUUGAAGUGGACCAAAUGAAGAGCAUCAAAGAUACAGAUGAAAGGAUGGAGACUGAAGUUUGGGGAAUUGAGUGGGAUAAGAAUCAAAUUGCAGCUUUAAGCAGCAACAAGUUUGACGUCCUCCUGAAGAUGUGGCCACAGUUUCAUGAGUGUAAAAGCCACCUGGCAACAUUUGUCUUGAUAAGAGAGGUCUUGGAUGCAGCAGGACAUCCAUUUAAUGACUAUAAGGUUGUUGCGAUGGGAGCAGGCGGAUCAUGCUGCAGUGGUUUGCUCUGCUACAGUGGGACGAUGGUCCACGACUGCCACGCCAUCAUCAUCGCCAGGAGGGCUUUGCUGAGGUUUCUCUACAAACAGAUUUUGCUGUUCUUUGAAGCUGAUCCAAAGGCCAAGGAGAGUUGUAUUUUUGAGAGUAGUGCCGACAGUCACCAGCUAAAGCUCAAACCCAAAAUCAGCCUCCAUCUCUACACCAAUCAGUUCCCUGAGGGAGCCGCUAGGAACUUCUACUUCAAGUGCUCAGUGAAAAACUGUUUCGAUAACUUGAAGCUGGAGUAUCACGCAGCAGGGCUCCUUGUGCCUGCAGCUUACCUCAACCCAAGCUUGGCAGGUGCCAAAGUGUGCUGUCUGUCUGGCAGCGACAAGAUGUGUUGCUGGACCAUCACUGGAGUUCAGGGGGCAUUAUUGAGCCUCUUGAUUCAGCCACUUUACAUCACCACCGUGGUUCUAGGAAGUCAGAAAGUCUUUAACCAAGAAAUGUCUGACAUCACCAAUAAGAGACUGGGCGAUGGAUGGGAAGGAGUUCUUCCACCGUCCUACAAGAAACAAGACAUCAUCUUUAUCUCUGGCGACUAUGUGGGCCCUGCUGAGACAUCCCAAAUACACAACACUGUCAGCAUCAACUGGUGUCUUGGAGAUAAAGACAUUGAAGUUCUGGACAGCAGCAAAGGCAUCAUCAUUGAAGGUUCUCCUUUUGUGAGCGGGCCAAGCUUCUCCAGCAGACUUUGCAAGAGAGCCCUCUACAGUUACUUCCAGAAAGUUGCACUGCUGGUUGGCCACAGCUACCUGACAGAGCUUCCCACCUACCACAGUGUCAAGGUGGAGGCUACCGUGUACCAAACAGUCAAAGAUCUGGUCAAGCAACGCUUCCUGAGCAACAAAGCAGGGCCCUGGAAUUCAAAAAAUCUUGUGGAUUGUUUCAGUUCUUAAAAUUAUCCACUUCAGACGUUAUGUUUAGAUUUUUUAAGUUCCUCUAG